AUGGCCGCCGCCAUUGCUGACCGCAUCCUCAACCCGGCCAGCGCCCCGGUCCCCGACCUCUCCUUCCUGCCCUAUCUCAAGACCGCGUUCCCUCCCUUCGGCUUCCCCAACAAGCACAACCGCCCGACGUGCGCCGCCUACAAGAACGGUCACUGUCCUCUCGGUCCUGCCUGUCCUGACCGACACUAUACUCCACCAAACGAACGUUCAGGAAUCGGCCAUCUCAUUUGCAAGCAUUACCAGCGCGGUCUCUGCAANAAAGGCGACCAAUGCGAGUUUGCCCACACCUUCGACUUGCGUGGUGAAAGAGAGUGCAAGGAGUUCAGUCGCUUUGGACUCUGCCCUCAGGGCGACGAGUGUGCGUAUGUUAUCUUCUCACCANNUAUCUUCCACUUUGCUGAUCAUCCACAAGGCACCUAUCUCCAUAUCGCUCCCACCUCAUCGUUACGCAUUGCUCCCUGUCCUCAUUUCGCCCGAGGCUUCUGUCCCCUUGGUCCAUACUGCAGUCUACGCCACAUCAAACACACCACCAUCUGUCCCUUCUACCUCGCUGGCUUCUGUCCGAACGGUCGUUCUGGUCCUCCCGACAGGGACAAUGUUGUCUCUUGCGAACACGGCGCUCACCCCAAGUGGAUUGACGGCAAAGAUCUGAAGAAGCCGGAGCCUCGUCGUGUCAAGCCUGAAGAGGAGCUUCGCAGGGAGCAAGAGGAGCGCGAAGAAGAAUUCUUUGCCGAAGAGGAGAAGCGUCGCGAAAGAUUCGAACGAGGUGAAAGCGGUGGUGGUCGUGGCUGGGGCAAACGUAGAGGCAGAGGAAGAGGUGGCUGGAGAGGACGAGGAGGCUGA
Aureobasidium vineae is the source of this 843-nucleotide messenger RNA. Lineage: Eukaryota; Fungi; Ascomycota; Dothideomycetes; Dothideales; Saccotheciaceae. The record is from the annotation of a GenBank genome assembly.